This is a messenger RNA of Cuscuta epithymum, 5041 nucleotides long. The record is from the annotation of a GenBank genome assembly. Lineage: Eukaryota; Viridiplantae; Streptophyta; Magnoliopsida; Solanales; Convolvulaceae.
AUAUUGCGCAUUUUCUCAUCGCGCAAUGCACGCAUGUGAACUAGUUUAAAAAUAAGGGUGCUGUACAAGAACGUACCAACUAUCGAGGGAUUAAACUUAUGAGUCACAUUUUUUUCGUCUAAAAAGUUUUGAAAACUUUGAAAAAGUGUGAAAAUUUUGGAGAACAAGUGGGUUUAUAUCUCAAAUACUAGUAUCAUCUACCAAAAUCUGGAAUUUCCCAUGGUCGGGCAUUGGGCACAUGGCUGGUUGCGGACUUGCGUUUCGUACGAAGGGCCGUGUGUCCAUGGGACGCUCCCACAUGGUCGAGCUGAAUCCGCGUUUCAAUACACAAAUAAUGUCUGCCGCAGCAAAGUUUUUGUGAUGAAAACAAAAAUAACAGAUCCUUCCCCUCUUAUGAGAACAACAGCUCAACUGAACUGAACUGUCUUCUUCACGCCCAUCCAAUCCAUUUCCUUCAUCCAGGUUUCUACCUUUAUUGCUCUGCUCUUCUGUAAUUUCAAUUCCAUUUUAGCUUCUUUCUAUUAGUUCAUGAAGUUGGGAGCUUUGGUUUUCUUGAAGUUGGGAACUUUAGUUUUCUGAAGUUCUGAAGAAGUUAAACCCCCCUGAAGUUGUUUCUAACUACCUGUUUGAGUAACUCGAGAAAGGAAAUGGAAUAUUUUGAAGAAGCACUUCUAUAGUUGUCAAGGCUAAAGAUGCAAAGGGUAAGAGUAUCAUCUGAACAAUCUCCAGUACAUAAAUUGGGGGAUUCCAAUAUGACAUUGUCCCCCAAAUUCAGGAUAGCCAAACUAGGAUCCUCUCUGCUAGAUAAUUCCUCUAGGGACAAUGAAUUGGCUAUGAAGGGAGAAGCCCUGGUUCCUGGACUCCCAGAUGACUUGGCUCUCAAUUGCCUCCUCCGGAUCCCAGUUGACAACCAUCUUUCCUGUAGGGCCGUUAGUAAGCGAUGGUAUUUGCUCUUCGGCCACAAGGACAAGUUUUUCUCUAGGAGAAAAGAACUCUCCUUUCACGACCCGUGGCUUUUCGUUAUGGCCUUUCACAAACACACUGGCAAAAUCCAAUGGAAGGUGCUCGACCUAACCAACUUUUCUUGGCAUACAAUCCCGUCUAUGCCAUGCAAAGAAAACGCUGCCGCACAUGGCUUCCGUUGUGUCUCCCUUCCCCAUGAUGGUGUGAUGUUUGUUUGUGGUGGAUUGGUCUCAGAUACAGAUCAUCCGCUUAAUUUGGUACUCCGAUACGAGCUCCAGACUAAUCGUUGGACAGUCAUGAAAAGUAUGAUCACCCCACGCUCCUUUUUCGGAAUCGGACUUAUCAAUGGGAUGAUAUAUGUCGCUGGUGGAAAUGGAGCGGAGCUAUUCGAGCUCAACUCAGCCGAAGUCCUAAACCCUAAUAACGGGACAUGGAAACCUGUUUCGAGCAUAGGAAUGUAUCUUUCCUCAUACGAUUCAGCCGUUAUGAAUGGGAAGCUUUUCAUAACGGAAGGCUGGUUUUGGCCUUUUUAUGUUGUUCCUAUGGGACAAGCAUAUGACCCGAAAACCGAUACAUGGGAGAGUGUACCUUGUGGACUUAGAGAAGGUUGGACCGGUUCGAGUGUUGUGAUCGAAGGUCACCUGUUUGUUGUUACGGAACAUGAAAAAGCAAAAGUUAAGGUAUACUACUUUGAGACAGAUACUUGGGAAACGGUCGAUGGGCUUCCAUUGCCAGAGCAGAUAUACAAACCCUUCUGUGUCAGUUGUUACGACAAUAGGAUAAUCGUUGUAGGUCAUAACCUUAAGGUUGCCAUCGGACUUAUUAUGAAGCGACUUAAGGAUUGUGGUAAAGAGUUUUGCUUCAGUGUUCAAUGGCAAGUUAAGGAUGAAACACCCGACAGCCUAUCUGAAUUAUCACCAUCAAGUGCACAGGUUCUCUUUGGUUAGGUCCGUUUGGUUCUGGUUAAUUUAGCUUCUUAUGCUUAUCAACAGGGUAAGUAGCUUCUGACUUGUAUUAAAAGGAUAUUAUCAUUUUUCCUUUCAGAAAAGUCAGAUUAAGCCAUUCCAAUCAAAGCAUCAUCUAUUUAUAUAUACUUGGGUUUUCUUGCAUUCAGGUAAACGAUGUUUAACUUCAAAGAGGGGUGAAAAUUGAAAUGAUGACCAAAAUAUUAUACCUAGAGUCUUAACAGUAAAAGAAAACUGGUCUUAUAAAUAUUUCGAUAAUACUGACUAAAGUUCAGUAGUACGGAGUACUUUAUAAUUUGUGUACUAUACGACACUUUUUAGAUUAUUAUUGACAAGUGAUAAUUUAAAGAGCUCAAUUAAUGUUCGUACACCCGGCUUCACAUAAUGUUAAUACUUCUUACACAUGAGUUAUUACUGUUAAGAGUUCAGAUUCUAUUCAUGGUUAAUGAAUUUGAUUUUUUAUUCCUAUUAAAAAGAUAAUACAGAAUAAUCAUUAAGGGACCAUUAUAAAUAAUAAUACAGAGUAGUAAUAAUUGUAGUAGAAUCAACAAGAAUAAUCAUAAUGACAUCGAUAACAAUAUCAACAAAAAUAACAACAACAACAACAUCCAAGCCUUAGUCCCAAACGAUAUUGGGGUCGGCUAACAUGAAUCGAUACAUGAUAUCAUCCAAAAGAAAAGAAAGGAAAUAAAGAUAAAAAAGAUAAGCUAUUAUAAAAAAGAUAAUAUAAAAUAGAUGAAUAUACAUAUAAAAGAUAAAAUAAAAAGGAUAAAGUAAUGUUUAUAUAUAAGUAUAAAAAUAUAAAAGAAAAAGAAAAAGAAAAAGAAGAAGAAAAGAGGGGAAAAAUGUCAUAAUCAACAAAAAUAACAUAAUGCGAAAAAUAUCUCUAACAUAAUCCGUAACAUUUAAUGACUUAGUUAAGUUUAACCAAAGAAAACAAAAACAAAGGAUCGUAAUUUCACCCAUAAUAACAACAUGAGAAGUAAACAUGUGAAACUAUUGAAACAUUUAUGGUUAAUUGUAAGGUGCAGAAAUAUAAGAAUUAAUAACAUACAUGCAGUUUGAUGUGACAAAGCUAAUAAAAUAAUAUUCCGUAAUAUUACACUUCUUUAAUUUAGGCAUGAUUGUUAAUAUGCAACUUGUAACCGAGCACGUAAUCAAGCCUGGUAGUAUUGCGAUUAAGGGAGUGUUUGCAAUUGUUUCAACUUUAAAAAAGUGAUUUUUUAAAGUGAUUUUGGGAAAAUUGAUUAAUAGUAAAAGUUGGUAGUGUUUGAGAAAAAAGUGAUUCUGAAAAAGUAAAAGUUGGUAGUGUUUGGUAAAAUAAGUACUUUUUGUGUAAUAGAAAAAGUGAGAAGCAGUUUAAAGCACCCUUCUACCUGCUUCCAGCUUUUAGCUUCUAAGUGAUUAAUUUAAGCAGAAGCUGUCAUUUGAAAACACUCUUUUCAACUUUUUUUAAGUCAAAAGCUGAAAAGUGCUUUUUUUAAGCAAUGGCAAACACUCUCUAAACUUAAGUGAGUUCUGAGACCCAACUUUUCCUCUUAUUCGAUUUCCUCUUGUUCGAUCCUUGUCAUUUUAAUAUGAAAUAUUUGUUGCAUUUGUUAUUUAGUCACUUGUAAAAUAUACUAUGGUACUAAUAUAAAUGUGGACAAGAUUUUUUGUAAGAUUAAAUUUAACCAGGUUAAUUCUUUAAUUUUAGACACAAAUAGUUGAAAAAAAUAAAUUUCCAAAUUAUACUUCCCCCAUACCAUAGAUUGUUUAAGAAAAAAUGGCCUAAAAUAAGAAUAAAACAUAGCCUUCUCCCAAAAAUAAUAUCAUAUGUUUGAUUUUCUCUAAAUAGGACUGAUCAUUUUAUUUCUACCCUAAUUUAAUCAACUAACUAAUUAACUUAAUUAAUUGGCCCCUAGUUCUCUUGCAUAACCAAGGUCGUUCGUUGGUGGCGGCUGGCGGGAUCUAUUCGUGGUGGUGGUAGUCGACGGCAACAGAUUUUCGCUAGCUCGGAGGGGAACUACAGGAAUUUUUCCGACAACAAGUGGCAAUCUGGCGGCAUGAGGGCAUCAAUGCUAAAGUCCUAUGAGGAUAUUUUGGUCUAAUCACAAAUAAAAAAUCGUAUUUAAGGUAUGUUAAACUAGUAGGUCAUAUUUUGGGAGAAAACCUAUGUUUUAGUCCUAUUUGGAAACUUCUCCCAUUAUUUAAUUAAAAGAAAUAGAUCAUGUAUAAUUAAAUGAGAAAAGUGUCCAAACUAAGACUAAAAUAUAGGAAGUACUUUUUCAAAAAACGGGAAUAUAUGUUUGGUUUUACCUAAAUAGGACUAAUCAAUCCAUUUCUACUCCAAUUAAUUGCUCCCUAUUUCUCUUAUAAACCCAAAUCAGUUUGUUGGUGGCGGCAGCAAACUAUGGCAGUGGCGUAGGCCUCUAACGACAGCAACAACGGAGAACAAAUUUCUGGUAGAGCGGUAGAUCGUCAUAUAGAGCCUAGUUGGUGAUCAUGUUUUUUUCAGCUUAUCAACCAACAUUUUCACAAACACGUAAUGUUUGAUUUCACAUGUUGAAUUGUAUAAUAAUAAGAAAAGUUAAGGUUGAAGUCAAGCUCAGCCCUGACAUUUGAUAUGUUGGGCCCGGGACAGUACAAAUAGAUUAGACCUAGCUUACAGAUAACCGUGUGAAGUUUAUAUUUUAUAUAAAAAAUAAUAAAUAAAAUAAAGCAAUUUUGUCAUCAAAGAAUGAUUAAAUGAGACAGUUAGAACGAUUAUAUUUAAAUACUUGAGAAGUGACGUUCGAGAUCUAAUACUAUGUACCUAAACCGGUUGAAUUGAAAAGUAGUACGAUUGUUACUUGCUAUAAAUAUUUUUAAAUUUGUAAAACAUGUGAAAGUUAUAUCUUAUAUAGUUAUAUGUAUUAACGUUUUCAUAUUUCAAAUCACAUUUUCACCUGACUAAAACAAACAGUCAAUUUUUAAAUCUGUUUACUUACAUAAAAGAAUGAAAGAACAUCAGUAAAACAUUAUCAAUGAAUCAUGUGUGCACAUGAGAGAAGUAGGUGGAGUGAUUAACAUUUACAAUUUUUUCAUAAAUUAGCUGAAUCAGUCAAUUUAGUCAUUUCAGCAGAAUCGGUCAA